Messenger RNA from Brassica rapa (field mustard), 2878 nucleotides. Its product is annotated as exopolygalacturonase clone GBGA483. Gene Ontology annotation, molecular function: polygalacturonase activity. Gene Ontology annotation, biological process: carbohydrate metabolic process. Lineage: Eukaryota; Viridiplantae; Streptophyta; Magnoliopsida; Brassicales; Brassicaceae. The record is from RefSeq and is a predicted model, not a curated record.
AACCGGCAAACAUGAAUAUUGUUUGAAUGCAAAUAGAACCGUCAACAUAAGUUGUAAAAUUGUUUUAUGUUAUAAUUCCAUCAUUUAUUUUUCAGAAAAAAUAAUUCCCAUAAUUUUAUAAAUAUUUUUUUAGAACAUUUAUUUAUUCGAAUUGGAAUUCUAGUAUCUAUAACCGAAUCAAACUUAAAAAGAAAAAAAAACUAAACCAAAUGUAACAAAAACAUUUUACUAGUCUGAUUUUCUUUUGUAAAACCGAACUGAAAUAAAUUAUAAACCGGAUUUUCGAUCGCUAGAUGAGACAUCUUUUUUGCAACCUCACAUGCAUGUUUCCAUAAAUAGAAAACGGAGCAAGUCAAAAAGGUCGUGCUUAAUUCUCUCAUUAUGUAUUACACAUAAUCAAUAGUUCUAUUUUUAGGUACGCGGAAUUUGUGGUUUUCAAACUCUUUCGCUACUCUAUAAAACGAACUCUUGACUCAUCAGAGCAAACCAGAAAAAAAAAACGAAAAAAAAGUAUAAAGAGAAAAUAAAUGAUAAAUAAGAAAAUAAAAAAUAUCAAUAAAUUUAAGAGAAUUAAAAAAAUGGUGGGUUUGCGUCGAGCAAAGACACUACUUUUUAUAGUACUAGUGGUUAUGGCCACAACAAUAGCAAAUGGGGCUAAAAUGCUUACAGAAAACGAUAAAGACGAACCAUCCAAAGGAAGCGGUGAAACAAUUGAUGUUAAAGCAUCAGGAGCCAAAGGAGACGGCAAAACCGAUGACAGUAAGGCAUUUGCGGAUGCAUGGAAAAAAGCAUGUGAAUCAAAAUCACCAAGCAAGAUUAAAGUGCGAAAGGGUAAGUAUUUGGUAAAGACCUUAGAGUUCAAGGGUCCAUGCAAAAGUGCCGUCACUUUCGAAAUGGAUGGCCAUAUAAUGGCUCCUUCUAAGGCCACUCCUGGUAAACCUCACUGCGGAUGGAUUAAUUUCGAAAAACUCGAGAAUUUUAAUUUGAAUGGACAUGGUGCCAUUUUUGAUGGCCAAGGCGCCCACGCUUGGAAGAUCAAUGACUGUGCUAAAACUGGCAAAUGCAACACUCUCCCUAUCAACAUCCGGAUCACAGGUCUCACAAACUCGAAAAUUAAAGGCAUAAAAUCAACAAACAGCAAACUUUUCCACAUGAACAUUAUCAACUGUAAGAACUUAACGCUUGAGGAUAUUGGUAUUGAUGCACCUCCAGAGAGUCUUAACACCGAUGGUAUCCAUAUUGGAAGGUCUGAUGGCGUCAGAUUAGUACGUGCAAAGAUUAAAACCGGAGAUGACUGCAUUUCCAUAGGAGAUGGUACUGAAAAUUUUCUUGUCGAGAACGUAGAAUGUGGACCAGGACAUGGUAUUGCCAUCGGAAGUCUUGGAAAGUAUCCUAAUGAGCAACCAGUGAGAGGAGUCACCAUUAGGAGAAGCCUCAUCAAGAACACUGAUAACGGUGUCCGCAUUAAGACAUGGCCUGGAUCUCCCCCUGGUAUCGUCUCCAACAUUCUUUUCCAGGAUAUCACAAUGGACAAUGUUAGCUUACCUAUUCUCAUCGACCAAGUGUAUUGCCCUCAUGGCCACUGCAAGAAAGGGGGACCAUCGAAAGUGAAGUUGUCGGACAUCACCUACAGGGACAUUAAGGGCACAUCAGCGUCAAAGGUGGCUGUGAAACUACUUUGCAGCCCAGGAGUGCCUUGCACUAAUGUUACUCUCUCUAACAUAGACUUCGUAUACACUGGUAAAAAGGGACCAGCUGUUUCGGCAUGUUCUGACGUCAAGCCUAAACUCAAAGGAAAGAUGGAACCACCUGCUUGCACUGAAAAAGCUAAACCGGAUUCUUAAAGUUAAAGUCGCUUGUCCACCAUGCACCCAUCCAGUCUGGUUAAGACGCUUUGGUCAGGGUGCGAUGAAAAAGUUUAGAAAUAUGUCUUGUUUUUUUUUAACCUUUAAAUGAUAUAUAUGGAUAUCUAAUAGAGAUAAUAGUCCCUUCAAGUUUGGAAUUCAUUAGCUGAAAGAGUGACACAAUAUUGGGUAGAUAAUUUUUGUGUAAUUCGCAAUAAUAAUAUAAUUGAAAUUUAAAGAUUAUUAUAAGUAUUCUCUAUAUUUAUUUAUAUUUCCCAAACAUUCAUAAUCUAUUAUGAAAUAACACAAAUACAUACAUUAUUUUCAAUAAUAAUAUCCAUGAAGUAGAGAUAAGUUUUUGUUAUUAUAAUUGGUAAGAGAAAUUGUAUGCAAACAAUAAUACCUAAUAAUGAUCUCAGAUUCGUGUAACGGUAUGUUUGUCUUUAAAUCAAAACACCUGCAGACAGGGGCGGAUCUAGAAAAUAAAUUAACAUGGGGCACAAUAUAUAAAUAUUAUGGUAUUUACAAAAAAAAUAUUAAAUAUAAUUAAAAUAAAUAAAUUAUAUAAUAAUUUUAAAAUAAAUAACAUUAAUCAUUAAUAUUUACAUCUUAUUUAAGGAAAUAUUUUAAUCAAAUAAAAAGAUAAACAUUUCAUAAUAGUUGAAGUAAUAUUAAGAUAAAAAUAUAUAUUACACAUAUAGUUUCAUUAUAAACACUUAUUCAAUAUAGUUUUCAUUUUAAUCUAAGUAUUAUAAUUAAUAAAUACGAAUUAAUACAAAUAAAUAACAAAAUAAAGUGUAAUAUUUUUUACUUCAGAAAAACUAUAUACUAAAGAAAAGAAAAUCACUCAUAAAAAAAUUUAGCAACACAAUAAAAAGAAUAUAUAUUUAUGAAAAGUGAUUAAAAUAAAACAAAACGUAUAGAGAAAAAGAUUAUUUUGUUAACAUCAGCUUUGUCUCUGGUUUCAGUCUUGAGAUUUGUGUCAAACUAAAACACUACGUUAUUUAUCUUUAUCCUAAUCACACAAAAAAAUA